UCGGCAGCGGCUUGGUUCAGUUGAGAGACCUGCAAUCAUCCAAACAUCCAGAACGAAUUCACUCGCCGAAUCCAACAAAAUCGACAAGUCGUAAUCUCUGAACUUCCUUUAGCCGACUACUCUCCAUCCUUGGCACCACUUGCAGAAUUCUCUGCCUCUUCGGCCACUUCUGACCGGCACAAUCCCCUGUUCUGUCAUUGAUGCAAUUCGAUCAGCUGCGGGCACCCGUCUCGUCACGAUGGCCGAGAUGGUCGGAUCGCUGGUCGUCGGCGAGGUGGUCAGCAGGACCUCCUCCUUCCUCAUCAGCAAGCACAAGGAGAGGUCGGCGUCGGCCAGCAGCACAGGCGAGAGCCUGGAGAGACUGGAGAUGGCGCACAUCAAGAUGGAGGCGGCGCUGGAGGUGUCCGCCCGGUGGCAGGUCACGGACGUGGCGAUGCUGCGGUGGCGGCGGAAGCUGCGGCGCGCCGCCGACGAGUGCGACGCCGCGGUGCACCGCUGGAGGCUGCGGGCCCUGGAGGAGGAGGAGGCCAGGGAGGCGCUCGCGCGCGCGUGGCUCCCGAGCCGGGUGGCGCGCGUCGUGGCCUCCUUCGUGUCGUCGCUCCUCAGCCGCCGCGGCGAGGAGCCCCACGCGAAGGCCGUCCAGAGGUUCGAGAAGCUGGCUGACGGCGCCGGGGAUUUCCUGAGGUACCUGCAGUCCGGCGGCGCGCCUCGGAGGUGCGCGCUGCUCGACGACGCCAUUGUCAUGAAGCCUGCUGCGAGUGCGAGUGCGAGUGCGAGGCAUGGUCUGGUUCAGGGAGGUCGACAGCGCUGCCUGCGCUCAGGAUCCAGGAAGAGCGGGGUGGAGAUUAGACAGCUUGUGCAGUGAUUAUGUUCAGAGGCUGCAGCAAAUAAAUUCUCAUUGUAUAGAGCCAGUUUUAACUUGGUCGAACUGCAAGUUUUAAUUUCGUAAUCCAAAGUGGCCCUCAAAGCUGCCUUGGGUCUGCAGUUCUGCACAAAACUUAUCCCAGGAAUGUAAUCUUGCUCGUGGAGUGGAGACGAUCGAAUCAACUACCCACAUUCUUUCUA
Messenger RNA from Aegilops tauschii subsp. strangulata, 1065 nucleotides. RefSeq lists its product as uncharacterized. Lineage: Eukaryota; Viridiplantae; Streptophyta; Magnoliopsida; Poales; Poaceae. The record is from RefSeq and is a predicted model, not a curated record.